Salvelinus fontinalis (brook trout) is the source of this 1569-nucleotide messenger RNA. RefSeq names its product cAMP-dependent protein kinase catalytic subunit alpha-like. The transcript is spliced from 8 exons. Bases 736 to 1554 code for a protein of 272 amino acids. Gene Ontology annotation, cellular component: nucleus; cAMP-dependent protein kinase complex. Gene Ontology annotation, molecular function: cAMP-dependent protein kinase activity; ATP binding; protein kinase A regulatory subunit binding. Gene Ontology annotation, biological process: peptidyl-serine phosphorylation. Lineage: Eukaryota; Metazoa; Chordata; Actinopteri; Salmoniformes; Salmonidae. The record is from RefSeq and is a predicted model, not a curated record.
CAUGUAAAAGUGGGAAUCUUGGUUUUGUUGACGGACGGUAAUGAUCCAAUCUGAGCACUUGACUAGUUUGACACACUGACAGGUGGCCAAUCAGUGUCCUUCACUCCGUUAUCAGUCGGGCUGGAUUCAGCCAAUGGGCUCUAUGGAUGGGCCUCGAUCGUCUUUCGGCUGUAGUCGGUCACUCGCCUUGCUUCACACCGAUUCUGGUGAUUUCCCGAACUCAUCGGGUUCGGUAAAACGACUUCCUCGGAGCCGGGUUCGGGAAAGGAACGGGGACUAGGCAUCCGGCUCGGAGAGUGGCCACCUUGCACGGUGCGAAAACGGGGUAUUUGCGCUGGGGAGAGGCGUGGGGCCUCGUUCGGCGGGGGCUGCACGGAGGGACAGGCGGGGACAGACGAACCGACCGAGUCGGGCUGGAUGCGCUGGACUCGGCCCGGAGCGCUGCGGUUCCAGCCAAGCACCAUACCACAGCCCAAGACAGAAAGACGAGACACGGACGUCGCUGUCUCCAUUCCGGACUAUAACACCCUUUAUUCUUUUUAUAACGGGUCUAUACUGUAGAGGAGAACAGGUGAGCUCACUGCCCGUCUAGACUGCAGCUGUCAAGCUAUUUCAGUCCGGACCGACUGGUUUUGGGAGAACGAACGGACCGACUGCUGGACUCAGCUUGGACCGGGUCCUGGAGAGUCCAGGGCGGGUUGUGGAGCUCGGAUCGCCCGCUGACGGCCUGCCAUCAUGGGCAACGUGCCCACGGCCAAGAAGGGGAGCGAGAUGGAGAGUGUGAAGGAGUUCCUGGUUAAAGCCAAAGAGGACUUUCUCAAGAAGUGGGAGAACCCUGCACAGAACACAGCGAAUCUGGAUCAGUUUGAGCGGUUGAAAACUCUGGGUACGGGUUCGUUUGGCCGCGUCAUGCUGGUCAAGCACAAAGAGACCGGGCAACACUUUGCCAUGAAGAUCCUCAACAAGCAGAAGGUUGUAAAGCUGAAACAGAUAGAACAUACUCUGAAUGAGAAGCGUAUUCUAACGGCUGUCAGCUUCCCUUUCCUGGUACAAGUAGAGUACUCCUUCAAGGACAACACUAACCUGUACAUGGUGAUGGAGUAUGUACCGGGUGGAGAGAUGUUCUCUCAUCUACGACGAAUCGGCAGGUUCAGUGAGCCUCAUGCUCGGUUCUACGCGGCUCAGAUUGUCCUCACCUUUGAGUACCUGCACGCCCUGGACCUCAUCUACCGAGACCUGAAACCGGAGAACCUGCUCAUAGACCAGCAGGGCUACAUACAGGUGACAGAUUUUGGUUUUGCUAAGCGUGUGAAAGGUCGAACCUGGACGCUGUGUGGAACCCCAGAGUACCUGGCCCCAGAGAUCAUCCUCAGCAAGGGGUAUAACAAGGCAGUAGACUGGUGGGCGUUGGGUGUGUUGGUCUAUGAGAUGGCGGCCGGUUAUCCUCCCUUCUUCGCUGACCAGCCCAUACAAAUUUACGAAAAGAUCGUCUCUGGGAAGGUGAGCUGGGCUGCUGUAACGGACACAAGUAUGUGCCGUAAGAUCACUCCAUAGCUAGCUUUAAAUGUU